UAAACGGAGGACGGAACUACGGGAAACGCCGGUUCCCGGAGGGAAAAACCUCAAAAGAGGAGUAAGCUUCAAGGAAUGUCUUGAGUGAUUAACUGCCACCAGAUUAAGAAUGAACUGCAGCUACAAGUUGUUUUAAAAAGCCACCCAGUUGCAGGAACGGAUGUGAAUACGAUGGCAGAAGAGAGACGAUGGUAUAGAGUGUUCCAGAGACUGGAUUGCUUGCUGUGUUGCUCCCCGGAUCACUCCCCAGAUCGCUCCCCGGAUCAAUCGCCGGAUCAAUCGCCGGAUCAAUCGCCGGAUUGCUCGUUGGAUCGCUCGUUGGAUCGCUCGCUGCGUUGGCCCCCUCGCCGGCAGCAUUGGAACGUCCGGGCACAGCGCAUCAGCAUCAAAGAGCCUCAUGUGCAGGAAUCCAGUGAAUGGACCAAACUUGACCCUGAGGUGAACAGUCAGGAUGCAGACGAUGCUCCAACUUACAGCUUGCAGUCUGAAGCAGGAAACUAUGAAUGCAGCAUCUCUGGCUUGCGCUGGAUGUGUAAUGGAAAGGUCCGCUUUAAGUACCAGUUUUGUCCGUGGGAGGAACCCAUGGAGAGGAUGGAAAGUCUGCAAUACAUGCCUGCAGGUCCCCUGAUGGACAUCACAGUGGUUACUGGGAAGUUAGAUGAAGUGUUCCUGCCUCACUGGAUCUGCAUCGACGACAAUCCUGAGAUUUUGGACAAGUUUGCAGUCCUGCACAUAGACGACUGUGGAGAUGAUGUGGAAAAAGUGUCCCAGGUCACAGCGUCCCACGUCAAGCUGCCUGAGCCUGUUUUCUCCCCUCGAGCGGUCCUGCUGAGAAUCGGCAUUCCAGUGAGAAUAAACUGUAACGUGUUAAUAUACAAGACCAACACGGCCUUCCUCACGCUCCAUGUGUACCUGAUCCCACGUGAUCCGGGUCUGCUGCAGAAAUUUAACAGGAUUAUGUCUUUCAAUGGAUACGAAGUCCUCCAAAAGCCACACCCAGAGAAGUCCCUGAAAAUUAAGGAACGUUACAUCUUAACUGCGGACAUGGAAAGAGCAGAAAUUUGUCCUGAGACCUUAAUGCUCAGGUACGACACACACCCAAAUUUCUUCGAAGUGUUUAUUGAAAAUCCAGAAACAAACUUCAAACUCAAGCUUUCAAAAGAAAACAAGCAUCAAGCGGUGUGGACCUGUGCAAUUCGAAAAAAUGAAUACCAAAGCACUGCUCCUACACAAGAGUCAGACUUUGUGGAUAAACACAGAGCUGCGCUGGUCGACAGAGUGAGCAACAUUGGGGCCAUUUUGGAUGAUCUCCUCGCUGAAGGAGUCGUCUCCCAGGGGAGUUAUGAUGAAAUCAUGGCUAUCAGCACCAGCAGGGAUCGGAUGAGGAGCCUCUUCUCUGGUCCACUGAACGCUGCUGGACGUCGCGGCAAAGAAGUCUUCUACAAAAUCCUUGAGGAAAAUGAGAGAUUCCUCAUGGAUGAUCUCAAGAGAAAUCGAUGACUCUCGCUCUAUAGGUUCCACUUUGAACCAAACAUGGAAUCUAUUCAAUUUAAUCUAUUAAAAUAUGUUUGACGUUAGUAUUAAAACAGCUGUUUCCCCUUCAGUGACAUUUAAGUGAGUUGAUGAGCGAUGCUCAAGAUGAGUUUUAAUUCAAGUUUCAUUCAAAUGUUAUCAGACAAUCAAGUUCUCACCAUCACAUAUUUAUACCACAAAGACCUAAUGGAAUGAAUACAUUUUAUAUAAACUAAAACAUGCUCAUCAUGAAUGCAGGUUUAACCUUUGAUUUUGGAGCUGUGUGUGUCUGUGUCCCUUACAGAGUACGCACAGGAGACGGUUUCAUUUACAGGACACUUGUUCUGCUUCAGCGUCAUGUCCAAGAAGCGGUGCUGUUGCGGCUAUACUGGAUCCAAACGGACCAACUCGUUUAAAAGCCGCAGUGGGCUAAGGCGGGGGAGAUGAACUUGUUUACGCGCACCAAAAAAUCCUCUGUCCACACACUUGUUCCCGUUCUCUCCGUUUAUUCCUCUCCAUAGCUUUCCACGACUCCAAUAGUCGUUCUGAUUGCAAGGUAGAGCAACACGUUAGAUAACCGGUUUUAUAUGGAGUCCAUGUGGUGUGCGAAGUGCGGUACACAAAGAAUCGCCUUCCCCCGUCCUCACCCGACGCCAAACUGAACCCGCACGGGUGUCAGGCAGGGUUUAAUUAGGCAUCCCCUUGCGCACCACACACGCCCACCGCUACACCCAUGUCCCAUGACAACCAAUAAACAAAACCAACACCCACAAAGUAACAUUUAUAAGAAGCAAAAAAUAUAAAGAAAACAUUUAUGGCUCCUACAGGUGCUAAUCAGUUUGUCUCGUGUCUAUGUUGUCUCGUGAUAUCCUGUUUUAUUUUGAAAAUUAACCUUUUAACCAUUUAGGAUAGAACAGAGGAUUUUUUCCUCUGAGUGAGUUUACUUUGCUGCCUUUUGUAAAAUAAAACUUUUUGAACCUC
Molecule: messenger RNA, 2493 nt
Organism: Pungitius pungitius (ninespine stickleback)
Lineage: Eukaryota; Metazoa; Chordata; Actinopteri; Perciformes; Gasterosteidae
Product: NACHT, LRR and PYD domains-containing protein 1 homolog
Exons: 11
Coding region: 172-1500 (442 amino acids)
Biological process (GO): regulation of apoptotic process; innate immune response; inflammatory response
Source: RefSeq, a predicted model, not a curated record